GAAAUUGCCAACAUGUAAUGUGACGCAGACGUGGCAUCUCGUGGCGGUUUUCUCUGCUCAAUCACUCAAGUUUUGUGGUUAAGUUAAUUUUGUUUAGGAAAUAUUAAGUAGUAAGUGGUACGGCAGCGAAGAAGAAAAUGUACAAAAUCUUUCAAAUCUUGGUCGCGGUUUUUGUGGUAGCAUAUUGCUCGGAGGAGAAGGAAGAUGAGGCGCAAGGAGCGAGGCUGCUGGUAUCCAAACAAAUUCUCAAUAGAUACUUAGUAGAAAGUAGAGACAUUGAAGUGCGAUAUUCCCUUUAUAAUAUUGGUAAAGCUCCAGCUGUUAAUGUGCAACUUGUUGAUAAUGGAUUCCACCCAGAAGCUUUCCAAAUUGUCGGGGGACAUCUUUCUACAACAUUUGUCAGGAUACCUCCCGAGUCUAAUUUUACUCAUGUAGUUGUUGUCCGACCGAAGAGGUAUGGUUACUUUAACUUCACAAGUUCGGAGGUAACCUAUAAAAUCUCUGAUGACCCCAAUGCCAAGGUCCAAGUAUCUUAUAGUAGUGAACCUGGAGAGGGAGGUAUUAUAGCAUUCCGUGAUUAUGAUAAGAAAUUCUCGGCCCACUACUGGGACUGGUUGGCUUUUGCGCUUAUGACAACACCAUCACUCGUAAUACCGUUAGCUUUGUGGUACAACAGUAAAAGUACUUAUGAAAAAUUGGCGAAGCCAAUUAAAAAGCACUGAAGAUUCAUAAUUCAUUGAAAACCAACAUCUUAAUUUAUUUUUGUAUUUGUUAUCAGACUGGAUAAUUUUCAAACAUUGUUGAAAUAUAUUUAUAAUAGCGCUGGAACCCAAUAAAUUUGAAAAUUGAUUUGCAUUCUUGUUAUUAUUGGGUGUGCAUUCAACAGAUUGUUUAGUUAAAGU
Molecule: messenger RNA, 902 nt
Organism: Cylas formicarius (sweet potato weevil)
Lineage: Eukaryota; Metazoa; Arthropoda; Insecta; Coleoptera; Brentidae
Gene: SsRbeta
Product: translocon-associated protein subunit beta
Exons: 3
Coding region: 138-722 (194 amino acids)
Cellular component (GO): endoplasmic reticulum; membrane
Source: RefSeq, a predicted model, not a curated record